UACUACUCCCCUUUCAUACUCCUGGCCAAUCGCCCUGUGUGGCUAAGAGCCUUAUCCUUUGUGGCUGAAGAAGAAGAAGAAUGUAUGCGCGUUCCCCUGGCACGAGUCUGCUGAAGAAGAAGACUGCCAUCGAAUCGACAGCAGUAUUGCGAAGUCUGCCUCAAAAUUCAGCAAUAGCGCCGCGUAGCUAGUAUCGUUAAGUCAUGAAUCAUGCUCCAAAUUCCUUCCUUCCCGCCAGAGUAGACUCUUCGCAGGGGUACGACACUAACAGCGGUCAAGUUCUAUAUGAAGAUCAAGCAACGCGACCUCAAGAACCGUACAACGCAACGGCGCCACAGGUGACCUACGACUUACCGCAGCCUUACGUUCAGCCACAACAGCCGAUGGUGCAACCGACGUAUCCGGUACAGCAGCCGAGCGGAGUCGUGCUUGCUGGAACUGCUCUGCCGACGUACAGUUACGUGUAUCCUCCACCAGUGACUGUUGGCGCUGCUGGCACCAGUAAUUCAAUUCAGCAACCAACAAAUCCGGCUGCGACAAGAUCCGCUUCCAAGAGCAUUCUCAAACCUUCUGGGAGUUUUGAAGAUAAUAUCAGGACAAGCAAAGACCACUUGACGUGGGAUGAGGAGAACAUUCUGCGAACGCUCCAUCCACCGAACAAAGACUAUGGACAUAUAAAGAUUGACGAGCCUAGGACCCCGUACAGCUACGACUACCAGGCAAACGACACGAGGGGAAGAUUUACCCACGGACAGCUUCUUGACAGAAUUCAGCGAAACUCGGAGCAACCAGAUAGGUUCCUGGCCAAUGCUAUUUCUUCAGCGUUACGCCGAGACCCGACUGAUGAUGCUGACCGCAGGCGAGACGAGUUCAGGAGGAGGCGUAAGAAGCAUUACGAUGAAUAUCAAAGGGCGAAGGAAAUGAGAGACCACUCGAAGCACCGCCGCUCCAGAGUAGAAGACAGUGAAGACGAAGAGGAUGACGUGUAGAUGGCGCCACUUCUCAACAAUUAUAAAUGUUAACCGCGUUUCAGCACGAUUCUGAACCAUUGUAACGCCUUUUGCUGUACACGAUGCAGUGUGGUAUCAGCGAGCACCGCAGGGAGCAAAAAGGCGUAAAAAAUGGCGCAUUCAUAAGUGUCCUGCACGAUCGCUACCAAUAUUAGGUGAUAGUGAGCCGCAUACUGCUGCACGACGUAAUACGGCACGAAUAAAUUGUGCGUUAUGGAAUAUGA
Ornithodoros turicata is the source of this 1234-nucleotide messenger RNA. Its product is annotated as protein phosphatase inhibitor 2-like. Bases 204 to 989 code for a protein of 261 amino acids. Lineage: Eukaryota; Metazoa; Arthropoda; Arachnida; Ixodida; Argasidae. Gene Ontology annotation, molecular function: protein phosphatase inhibitor activity. The transcript is spliced from 4 exons. The record is from RefSeq and is a predicted model, not a curated record. Gene Ontology annotation, biological process: regulation of signal transduction.